UAGUGUCUUCUGUUUGUUUUGUAAAAUAUGGGAGAAGAAUUUAAUGUUAGUUUAUUUGAAAAGAAAUUACAAGGUUUAAAAGAUUCACAAGAAAGUAUUAAUUCGUUGUCUGCAUGGUGUCUUGAAAAUCGACAACAUCAUAAGAAAAUUGUACAAGCUUGGCUGAAUGUCUUGAAACGGGUGAAAGUUGAGCAUAGAUUAACGUUAUUUUAUUUGGCAAAUGAUGUUAUACAAUAUUCAAAACGGAAAAAUUAUGAAUUCGUUGAAAGUUGGGGUACUACGUUACAAAAAGCGACCACCAUGGUGCGGGAAGAAAAAGUUAAACACAGAAUAUUACGAAUAUUUAAAAUAUGGGAACAACGUGGUAUUUAUGGUGAAGAAUUUUUAUCAGAUUUAUCAGGCUUAAUAAGUGUUGCACCUGCAAAAAAAUCUGAAACAGAACCCUUAGAAUUUCAACCAUCAUAUUUAAUAUCAAAGAUAAAUGCAUGUACACGCUUGGAGGAAGAUACUGAUCUCAAAUUAAAACGUAUGAAAGAAAAUGAGCAUAAAUUGUUAUGUGAUGAUCCUGAUGCUGUAGUUGCGUCCUUAAAAGAUCGACAACGUGUUGAAGAUGUCGAAAAAGAAGUUGAAGAUAGUAUAAAAUUAGUGGACGCUGUAAUGGGUGCAUUAAAAGCUGAAAUAAGUGCCCGUAAACAUUUAUUAAAUUUAUUAACACAAGCUGAUAAUUUUUAUCGAACACAACGUGGUGAAGUUAAAGUCGUAUCAAAUGCAUAUAAAAAUUUUGGUCUACGUGUAAAAAAUUUGAAAAAACGAUUAGAUGAAAUGUUACAAGAUGAAAGUCGUUGGAGCAGUCCAAUACCAUCACCGGACGUGAAUGCUCCAUCACCGUCACCGGAUUCUGAUAUUGAAUUACCUGGACAAGAUGAACUUGGAGAUACAACGGCAUAUAGUUUGGAUCAAUCUUAUACGGCAGCAAAUUUUUAUACACCAAUUGGAUCCGAUCAAUCGAAUAGUUUUACUAAUAAUGGAUUUACAUCGUUUUUGGGCUCAAAUAUUUCUUUUGACAUUCAUGCAAAUUUAUUUAACGAUUCAAAUACAGCAUCACAUGUAUCUGAUACACCUGUACCUCCACCAUCGAAUAAUUUAAUUGAAGUGGUAGGAUCAAGUCAAACAUCAAAAUCAUCUUCAAUGAGCAAUAAUCAACCACCUGCACCACAACAGAAUUCAUUUAGUCUGAAUAAUAUUAUCAAUCAGUUGUUACCAAAAUCAAAUUCACAAAUGGCAUCUGCAGAUAUGGGUAAUCCAGAUCAUUAUCAAACGACACAACAACCACCUUUGUUACCACCACCAAUGCCACCAUUUACUAGUCCACCUGCAACGUAUCCAACAAAUAAUGUUGCUUAUUCAGAUCCGGUUUAUCCACCAAUGAAUGAUAAUUCAUUUGGAGGUGUAAAUACAAGUUAUCAACAAAUGCCUCCAUCAUAUAUCCCCCCACCAGAAGUACAACAACCACCAAACAUAUACGGAGCACCAAUAAACGACCAAGGUGAUUAUAAUCCUGAAGAAGAAUUAGAAACAUGGGAAAAUGAUGGUGCAUGGCCUGAACCUCCUGAUAUGGAAACACCAGAAAGUCCACCAGGAUAUGAGAAAGAAGGUGUUAGUGAACCAGUAGAGUAUCAUGAUGGACCAAAUCAUUCGUUAAUGUCAACAGUAGAGGAUGUUGAUCAUCGAAUAUUAUUACCCCCACCACAUUUACCAUCACAUUUAGCUGAUAUUAAAGGUCCAGACACUGAUCAUCGUGUGGGUCGAUCAGCGAAUAAAGAUAUUGAUCAUAGAAAUUUAAUUAGUUUAACGGGAUCACCAGGUCCUGAAACGACAUCAUCAGUACCUGCACCUCCUAUUCCACCAAAUUUAUGGAAUAUUGAUCAGGAUUAUCGAAUGCAUGGAAAAGAUCAAGAUUAUCGUGCCCCACCACCUAUGAUGCAACAUUUUGUACAUUUAGCAUCAGAACCUCCGCCUCCACCACCACCAAUGGUUGUUCAAGUACCUACUACAAAUACACCAACAGUCAAUAAAUUAAAACGUGGACCUAGUGCAAUGUUACGACGUUCUACUACCGAAGAUAAUGUAGAAAGUAUUGACAUGGAACUAAGUGAUGAUGAUCAAAUGGCAGCACAUCAUAUAAAACGUACACCCCCAAAAGAUCGAAUCAUGUUAGGUAACUCAUCAUCGAUUGACAGCAUGGCAACGUUUUCGAAUCAUCGUAGUACAGGUAAUAAUUUACUAAUUCCAAUUUUAGCCAAACAUCAUGGCCAUCAUCAACAUGGAAUUUUGGAAUCACCACCAGUGCCCCCAACUUUAGAAGAUGAUGUUGAUGCAACAGCGAAUAAUAUUAUUGAAACAAUCAAUCAAGAUGAUUUCUUAGAAGGUUUAACUGAAAUGAAUACUUCGGAACCACCACCAACGACGCCUGGUGGUCCAGAUAAUCAAAAUUUUAAGGAACGUGGAUGGUAUAACAAUGAAUGGUCUUCACCGAACGGUGUACAAUACAACCAUGAAUUUCCUCCGCCAGGAACACCACCGGCUGGUUUAUUACGACCGCCUGGUGAUUUUCGCCGACCACUUGAAUUCCAAGGCCCACCUCCGCCACCUCUACCACAUAAUUUCCGGGGUGGGGGAAUGAUGGGUGGUCCACCUGUAUUUCCAAGACCGCCCCCACCACCAACAGAACAACAACAUUUUCAACAUUUUGGUAGUGGUGAGAAUUCAUUUCAAGGGCAUUUCCGUGGUGGUAUGAAUCGUGGCGGGAAUCGGGGAGGGGGUUGGGCUGGUAACAAUAAUAAAUUGUUUAUAAACAAUAAUCAUAAUCGUGGGAAUCAUCAUAAUCGUGGAGGAGGUAGUCAUCGUGGGGGAUAUCAUCAGUCACCACGCGGUGGACGUGGAGGUAAUAAUAGUUUUCGUGGUGGUCGUGGUAGGGGUGGGGGUAAUUAUAGAGAACAGUGGUAAUUAAUUUAUAUACAAAAAUGUAUAAAA
This is a messenger RNA of Chrysoperla carnea, 3033 nucleotides long. Its product is annotated as regulation of nuclear pre-mRNA domain-containing protein 2. Gene Ontology annotation, molecular function: RNA polymerase II complex binding. Bases 28 to 3006 code for a protein of 992 amino acids. Lineage: Eukaryota; Metazoa; Arthropoda; Insecta; Neuroptera; Chrysopidae. The transcript has 11 exons. Gene Ontology annotation, biological process: mRNA 3'-end processing. The record is from RefSeq and is a predicted model, not a curated record. Gene Ontology annotation, cellular component: RNA polymerase II, holoenzyme.